Ogataea polymorpha is the source of this 6604-nucleotide messenger RNA. RefSeq lists its product as uncharacterized. Gene Ontology annotation, cellular component: Ski complex. Gene Ontology annotation, molecular function: protein binding. Bases 1 to 4245 code for a protein of 1414 amino acids. The transcript has a single exon. The record is from RefSeq and is a predicted model, not a curated record. NCBI's taxonomy places the organism in Eukaryota, Fungi, Ascomycota, Pichiomycetes, Pichiales, Pichiaceae.
AUGUCGGUGAACAGUCUGUUGAAGGCUGCCAAGCAGUCAUUCAAAGAUGACGACCCGAAUUACGUGAUAUACUGCUGCGACAAGAUCAUUGAGGAACACGACAAGAACAACUACUUUGCAUAUAUCUUCAAAGGCAAGGCGCUACACAUGCUGAAGGACGAUGCCAAGGCAUUUGCCUCCUACGAGCAGGCUGCAAAGAUAAACUCGGAUGAAAUUCUUGCGUGGAAGGGAAUGCUUGAGUUGCAACGAGAUAGUACCGAUUACAAGCGGUUUUUUGCGGUGGUGACCGGGCUGGCAAACAGUUUGCUUGCUAAGAACGAUCCUCUGACAGAGGUGGUGACGGAGGUGCGAGAUUAUCUGAAAAAAUUCAAGCGCAAGAUCCCAGAGCUCACAGAGUACUACUAUCGCCAGGUCAUCCCUGGCUCAGAGUUGGGCGACCUGAUGGGAGAGAUGCUUGAAAAACCGGAAAUCGCACUCUACCAACUGAUUAACAUAGUACAGGAGAAGCAGAACAACUACGUGAAGUCGCAGUUGUUCAAGAACAAGCUUACCGGAAUCUCAAACAUGUCUGAAAAAAGCCAGCUGGCGUACAACAAGGUGAUUGUGACCGCACAUAAGCAGUUCAAACUGUCGGAGUUGUGCCAGAGAUAUAUCGAUAUCUGCACAGACGACUUUCAUCGCCGCAAAAUGGAGUCGCGUUUGUUGGAACAGAAAUACGAGCUUCUGAAGGCGUCGCCCCCAGAAGAGAAGAAACAACUGUUUACAGAGGUUUUCGACAUGGCCCAUGGAAUGGUGGUUGUGAAUAAUCCUGUUCAGCACGCGUGGGACCUCUAUUUGGACUGGCUGGACCUGAAAUCGGUCGAUUCUUUGGAUCUCAUCGUCGUUGCCGAUUAUAUCAAGCUGUUUGGAAACGUUGGGCUGGGCGCAGUGCUGUAUGCUUUUAUUUCCUCGGACAUUUCUCCCUUUGAGAGAAAAAGAGUCAAGGAGUAUCUCAAGGUUGAAAAAAAAUCGAAAAGAAGACACAACAGAAAGAACAAGCGUGUCCUGAAAAACAUCAAAACCACAGAAGAUACCGAGGACGACCCACACGACGAGUCCACUAUACCCCUGGAGGAGGCAGAGCAGGGAAAUAGUUCCGAGGACCUCUCUGCGGCCGAUGUGCUCGAGCUGAUGAUCCAGGGCAUCAAGGUGGCAGCGGAGUCGAUUCUUGCGCACCGCAUAGUUGUCGCUUACUAUUUGCAUCUGCGGGAGUACGAGAGUGCUCUUGAGUAUGCCAAACAACUCGUGACUCUCGUUUCGAAAGAGCAGAAAAAGACGCUUUUGGAGCUCAAGAACACCAAAAAGGACUCUCUGCUGUCUCUGGCUACGGCAUACACCUACUACGAGCCUCCACGGCACUUUUCACAGGCGCUGAGACUCUACGACUCUGUCCUAGCCAGCUCACCAACCGACAUCCAGGCCAGAAUCGGCAAGGGCCUCAUAUUAGUGGAGCAGAAAAAUUACGCGGCCGCUUCAGAGCUAUUGGAAAAAGUGCUGGAGGAUGCACCAGACCACUUACAAGCCAAUCUUGAGUACAGCUGGAGUAUUAUCCAAAUUGGUCGCUAUUCCGAAGGACGCGAGGGACUGCAAAAGGCGUAUAAGCUUAUUGACGGUACCGACCCCAAUUCCCUGGAAAUGCGUGGCACCACGCUCUGGCGCAUGGCUGAGUCUUAUUUGAUGGAAUUGAAGAGUCUGGAAAGCCCAGACGAGGAAACUGCUGCUGGGCUGGUAAAGUCGGCGUUCGACUUGCUAAUCGAGGCCCUUAAACAGUCGGAAUCGCUCUCUGCGCCUUACAGCUCUCUGGGUUACAUUUAUCUCACGUAUUACGACAACCAGACACGGGCCUUGAAGUGCUUGACCAAAGCUUUCGAGCUGAACGCCGGCGACAUGCUUGCUGCGCGGGAGCUGGCCAAUUAUUUCAGUGACAACAAAGACUGGGAGAUGGUGGAGGUUGUUUGUCAAAGAGUGAUCGACAGCGAACAGGGACGCUUGGCCAUGCUGUCCUUGGACGAAGACGGGUCCUGGCCGUACAGGAUGCUCGGAUGUGCAGCUCUCGAGCGCCAGGACGACAGCAAGGCGAUCGAGCUGUUCCAAAACGGUCUUCGGCUGAACUCCUUGGACGUGGACUCGUGGAUCGGGCUGGGCGAAGGGUAUCUUGCUCGUGGACGGCUGGACGCCGCGCUGAAAGUUUUCAACAAGGCGCUGGAGCUGGAGCCGGAUAACUGGCACGGCAUAUACUUGCUUGCGGUUGUUUUAGGCGAGAUGGGAGAAUUCCAGGACAGCAUAUUCCACUUGGAGAAAAUUGCCGACACAAGGCCAGACGAGCUGUGCAUUGUCAAUCGUCUCGCUGAGACGCUAAUUAUGAAGACCAAUUACGAAAUCAGCAACAGCCACAUAGCACGGUCGAUGGACACGGCACUCAAGGCGUUCGAGGCUCUCAGAAAAGCAGCAGAUCUGAGUCCACAUGCUCCUAGUCUCUGGCGUCUGCUGUCGGAGCUUUUGAAACUUCUGCUGACCGUCGAGUCGCACAUCGAGCACAUUCCGUUUGACAGUCUGGAAUUCAUCAUGAGCCGAGCCCCGGAUACGAGCAGCGUACGGUUGCUCAAGGAGAUGGGCGAGGACGACCAUUACAAAAAACUAAAAACAAGCAACAGCAAAGUGGACAAAACGUGCUACUACAUGAUCGAGAGCGCGCGCGUAGCACUUUCCGUGACUGGUGACGGCGCAGCUCGGCUUCUGCGUUCCUCGGUGACGUACAACCUCGGCGUGGCCUAUCUGGUGGCAUUUCUGCGGCUCGAGAGAUCUAGUCUCCAAGAGUGCUCCAUCAAGGCGUUCAAAAAGGCAAUCAUCCUCGAAAACGACAACCCGGAGUACUGGAACUCGCUAGGAAUUGUAUCUCUGGUGCAGAGCCCAAAAGUGGCUCAACACUGCUUCAUCAAGGCCUCGUCUCUGUCGCCACGUGACCCGGCCCCAUGGACUCAUCUGGCGGUGUUGUACAUGCAUCACGGCGACCUUGACCUUGCAAACCAGUGUUUUUUGCGGGUGCAGUCGCUUGCUCCGGGGCAGGCAGCCUGUUGGACUGGAAGAGCGCUUGUUGAACAGGCCAAGGGAGACAACAAGUCGGCCUCGCAGCUGCUAACGCACGCACACGUCAUGUCCAACGGAAAGAGCCCAUUGUCGAUGCUUCUGUACAGUUUUUCCGUCGUGAAAUCACUUAUUGGCAGCGAGAUCGACGAGCAGAACUUGGACUCUGUCCAGGAGCUCAAUGUGGCCAAUCUUUCCAUUCUGACCUACCUCAAAUACUAUCCAAAGGAUAGGCUAGCAUUGCAAGUGGCCACUUUGAUCAUUGAGCGAGUGCGUGACUUUGAAACGGGGCUUCGCUACUCCCAGCAGCUCUGUGACUUACUGGAAGAAAAAUAUGAGCAGGAAAGCUCUCCAGAAAUAGCCGUGGCGCUAUCCACCGCCCUUGCCCAGCUUUCAAGAAUGUAUCUGGGCUCGCAGGAGUACGACAAGGCGAUCGAGGUCAGCGAGCAGUCCAUGGACUUGCUGGAAGAGAUAAACGAACUGACUGAAGACGUGCAGAAAAUCAUGCUCUCGUCACUGGCUGUGCUGGGACUGUCUAGUUUCUUCAAGGAUGACUUCGACGCGGCGCUGGUCGAGUUCAAGAAAAUAUUGGACUCUUUCCCAGACUCGAGAAGAAUAGUUGUUCUGAUUGCUCAAGUGCUUUAUGAUUGCAACACAGAGGAUACUAAACAGGCUGCCAUUGACGAGCUGUUCAACCACAUUGAGAACUACGGAACGUCGCUGCUCGUUGCACUGACUUUGGCCUCCAUCUCGCUAGUCGAAAACCUUGAAGAGUUCUAUCCAGCAAUCAAGGAAGAAUUGGAGUCGCUGUCUUUGAAAGAGAGAAUAGACGACACAGCAAGCAGCGUGCCAUUUUUCCUUGAGCAGCUGCAAUUAAGAAUGGGCACGGGAACGGCUGCCAUCUGGCAGAGAAACGCAUUUAUGUUCCCGGCAGACGCAUAUACCUGGAAAAAACUGGAUAGACACGUGCAUCUAAAUGUCUGCCUGAACUCGAAGAGUGUGGACGCUGGCGAGUUGAGCAACGCAUACAUUGAGACAGGCGAGCUACGGGCGAUCCAGCGCUCUCUUCUUCUUAAUCCAAGCAACGUUGACGGCUACAUUGCACUAAAGGGAUGUUCAUGACAUGCAUUAGUACACUAUAAUAGAUUAAAACUCCUGAUUAUUCUUGGCUAGUGUCAUGUCACUCAUAGCAAAUAACAAAUCAUCCUCGUCGUCCUCAGCAUGUCCACUAGAAGGCCCUGUGUUUCUUGACUUGGUGUCUGUGGAGCGAGGUGAGUGUUCAUCGUGCUCGUCGUCAUCCGACUCGAACACGUCUUCGUUGAAGGACUUGAGUUUGAGCAGCUCUGGAUUGACUGGCCGGGUGCUGCUGUUUGUGGAAUUUGUAUUUGUGCGCUGUGAAGAGCUAGUAAGCCUCCGUAAACUGUUGUGGACUGUAGCCACCGCUGUUGCCGAUGCAGGAGGCGACGAAUUGUGCCGAAGAUAUUGUGCCAGCGAGGAGUUCGAUGGCGAGCCAGACGACGCGUGGAAUUUCCCAUAUGUCACCGAAGGCGUUACCAUUGGCGCAGAAGCUCCGGGCCUUAGCGCUUGUGAGGAAGGCGAGUAGUUCGAAGAAACAGAUCCUCUGCGAGACCUGUCGGAGAAGACCGUCCGUUUGAAUACCUGAGACUGGGAGGUUUGACUUUGGCUGUGUAUCAUGAUCUGGUUUGACGUUGGUGAGCCGUGCUGCUGCUGUUCCAACGCGAGGAAGUCAUUGGAUUUUUGGAAAGUCUUGAAAUUUGCGAGAGGAUCUUCAUACACCGACGGAGAGUUCGACGGGAAUCUCAAAUCCGGUUUCGAGUCCAGCAUCUUCAUGAAACUAUCAAGGUCGUCGUCCAUGUAAAUAGAGCUCGAGGGGCCCAGUUCAGUGGACGACACCGAGGGAGAUUUGUUUCUUGAGCGGAAAUUAUGCAAUAUAGGAUUGUUGCUCGGCGUUGAAAAGGGCUGAUUAGCGACAACCAACUGGCCGUCUAGACUAUUAUUUCUACUCGAAACUGUCCGAAAUCUGGAUCCAAACGACGAAGAAAACCUUCUCGAGUUGGAGGACACUUGAUGCCCUGUUUCUUGCAUCUGAUUUUGCACCAUAGACCCGAUUGACUUGGGAAGCGAAUCUUUAUUUUGCCGUAGUAUAGGCACCAAAGAUGCGCUGGAGUUUGUUUUAUUCAAAGUGACAGGAAUAGGCUUCGAUGUCGAGAACGAAGACACACUUUGAUUGCUCUGUGUGGCACCAGGGGGAGGAGAAGAGGAUGAGUUGAUCGAGCCCACUUUGAACAGCUGGACCGAUCUGGUCGACGACCUCCGUCUUGGUGACUGGUCAGACCAAUGGAUCGAUGCAGAUGAGACCCUGUUUUGUAAAUAGUCCAUUGGAGACGUAAGACUGUUGCCAUCACUGUCGUAAUUAGUGCGAACGGAUGGGAGAUGGUCCAGCAUAAACUGAGAUGAAAGAGCCUCCUCAGUGUCGCUGACCUGGAAGUUGCAAUUGGUACGAUAGGAAACAGACACUCUCAAUGCUCCUAUUGGAGUCAAGACAGGUUGCAAUUUUUUGGAGCUCGUGUGCUCCUCUUCGCUCAGAAGCUUUUUGCUCAGUCCUAUUCUUCCCUUUGAAGUGAUUGGCUUAGAGCCAUCUAAUAUGCGGCAUGAGACAUGGAUGGCGCUGUUUUUCGAUUUAGAUUUCACCAGUUUGUCCCGCAAUCUAUAGCUUGGAAGUAGACCCGCCAGCAGGUACAAAGACCGAAACAAAAUGAUGAUUUUCUUAUAAAUGGACGGAAACUCCAUUACCUCAUUGUCGAAGGUACUGAGGUCAAACUCAAUGAGCCAUCUCUCCAACACGAUCUCACUUUUUUUGCUUGUUUUCACGAUCACGUCAUCAAGCAUGAGUGUUUGAUUAGAGCUGAGCCCUCUUAAGUCCAAAAAUGUUUCCAGGACCAGCGGGGGAAGCGACAGUAUGUCUUUGUUUCGCCAGAGAGAAAGCUCGGUCCUCGGAAUCUCAUAGUUGCCGAGGUCCAGAUUGAACCAUCUAUUAUUAUAUUUGGACUGCGAAAAGGUAUCGCCCAUCGCGCCGUAACUAUCAUCUGGCUGCAACACGACCGACGGGAACGCAACUCGAAAAUGGAAUAUCACAUGUGCCGCCUUGAGAAAGAAGUUCUGGAUGAUUUGCGCUAGCUUGUCUGACUGCUUCUCAGAUAAAAGUUUUGAAGGUCUUCUCGCCGAGCUCAUUGCUGAUUAAUUUACAAUAACAAGCCACAGUAGGAUCAAUUGUAGCAACAGUGGGCAGUAAUGGAGUGGUGAGAAGGCGAAAUUAAGCUGUGAGUGUUUGAUCAAAAAAUUGAUUUGAGGGCAAAUCCGAUAAGAAAACCAAACCCACAAGACUUGGAUAGAAAACCCACAAUAAUAGACCUGGCAGUGAGUAAUUGCAAACCGUGUGGCUUGAUGACUAAAAAAUGUG